This is a messenger RNA of Solea solea (common sole), 5565 nucleotides long. RefSeq names its product ATP-binding cassette, sub-family C (CFTR/MRP), member 3 (gene abcc3). Gene Ontology annotation, molecular function: ATP binding; ATP hydrolysis activity; ABC-type transporter activity. The transcript has 31 exons. Gene Ontology annotation, biological process: transmembrane transport. The record is from RefSeq and is a predicted model, not a curated record. Gene Ontology annotation, cellular component: membrane. The coding region runs from base 171 to 4814 and encodes 1547 amino acids. Lineage: Eukaryota; Metazoa; Chordata; Actinopteri; Pleuronectiformes; Soleidae.
AGGCCGCGCCCUCUCGUGACGUCACGAGUAAUUCCUGCCAGGCUCCGGGUAACUCCUCCUAUUCUUCUUUCGCUGCGGCGGAAAGAGCCGAUCGUUUCCUGACUCACGUCGGUCCACGCUGGGAUAAGGAACCCUCUCCGGUCGUUGCCGGUUCCCCCUCCGCGGCAGAGAUGGAGACACUCUGCGGACCAGAGCUGCCUUUCUGGGUAGCAAAUGAGACGCUCCACACAGACCGGCCUGACCUGCCCCAGUGUUUCCAGCUGUCCGUCCUGGCAUGGCUGCCCUGCAUCUUCCUGUGGGUCGUGACCCCCAUCUACCUCUUCUAUCUCAAGAGGAACAACAAAGGAUACAUCAUGAUGUCCAUUUUGAACAGGUUCAAAACGGUGUUCGGCCUGUUGUUAUGGAUCGUGUGUUGGGCAGAUCUCUUCUACACGUUCCACGAACUGCGGCAGGGGAACAGCCAGCCGCCCAUCUACUUUAUCACCCCGCUGGUUCUCGGCAUGACUAUGCUGCUGGCCACGUUUCUGAUCCAGUACGAGAGGUUACGCGGGGUUCAGUCCUCAGGGAUCCUCUUCAUCUUCUGGUUCCUGUCUGUGCUGUGUGCCAUCGUGCCUUUCCGCUCCAAGAUCCUGCAGGCGUCCAGCCAGAGCGAAGUGACCGACAAGCUGCGUUUCACCACGUUCUACAUCUACUUUGCGCUGACGGUGUGCGAGCUGAUCCUCUGCUGCUUCAACGAGAAGCCUCCUCUCUUCUCCAGCGUCGUCACAGACCCCAAUCCCUGUCCCGAGUCCACAGCGGGUUUUCUCUCCACCCUCACAUUUUGGUGGUUCACAAGAAUGGCCAUUAAAGGCUACAGGAUGCCUCUGGAAGCCAAAGACCUGUGGUCUCUGAACAAGCGCGACAGCUCCAAAGUGAUGGUCCCCAAACUGCUGCGGGAGUGGGAGAAGGAGCAGGUCAAGGCCAAGUGCGAAGCGAGUCCGCCGAACCAGGCGCUGUACUACAAGCCCCCGCCGUCCUCCUCCAUCACCCCCAACCGCAUCGCAGAAGGCGGCUGCGUGAGGCCGGUGGAAACGGAGGUGCUGCUGUCCAAUCAGAAAGCUGCUCCCCGCCAGCCGUCUUUCCUGCGCGCACUCAUCAAAACCUUUGGCCCUUACUUCCUGAUCGGCUCCGGCUUCAAGCUCCUGCAGGACUGCAUCACCUUCGUCAACCCUCAGCUGCUCAGGAUGCUGAUCUCCUUCACCAAACAGAAAGGCGUCCCUGACUGGUGGGGAUACUCUCUGGCCUUCCUCAUGUUCUUCACGGCGUUCCUGCAGACGCUCAUCCUCCACCACCACUUCCAGUACUGCUUCGUCACUGGCAUGAACGUACGCACCGCCAUCAUCGGCGCCAUCUACAGGAAGGCGCUGGUGAUCACGAACUCGGCCAAGCGCUCCAGCACAGUGGGCGAGGUGGUCAACCUGAUGUCGGUGGACGCUCAGAGGUUCAUGGACCUCACCACGUUCCUCAACAUGCUGUGGUCGGCUCCGAUGCAGAUCAUGUUGGCUCUUUAUUUCCUGUGGCAGACCCUCGGCCCCUCCGUGCUCGCAGGCGUGGCCGUCAUGAUCAUGUUGAUCCCUCUGAACGCCGUCAUCGCCAUGAAGACCCGAGCUUACCAGGUGGAGCAGAUGCAGUACAAGGACGCGCGGAUCAAGCUGAUGAACGAGAUCCUGAACGGCAUCAAAGUCCUGAAGCUGUACGCCUGGGAGAACUCCUUCAGAGACAAAGUUCUGGCCAUCCGGCAGAAGGAGCUCAACGUGCUGCGCAAGACGGCCUACCUGGGAGCAGUGUCCACCAUGGCCUGGACCAGCGCCCCCUUCCUGGUUGCCUUGACGACAUUUGCCGUGUACGUGUACGUGGACGAGAAUAACAUCCUGGACGCGGAGAAGGCCUUUGUGUCGCUGUCGCUCUUCAACAUCCUCAGGUUUCCGCUCAACAUGCUGCCACAGGUCAUCAGCAGCCUGGUGCAGACCAGCGUCUCGCUGAAGCGAAUCCAAAACUUCCUGAAUCACGACGAGCUGGAUCCGGACUCGGUGGACAGGAAGAACACCGCCGCAGAUUUUUCUGUGACGGUCGUCAACGGGAAGUUCACCUGGGCUAAAGAAGAUUCUCCCGUUCUGCACAAUAUGAACCUGAUGGUGCCUCAGGGAUCUCUGCUGGCCGUGGUCGGACAGGUCGGCUGCGGGAAGUCCUCGCUGAUCUCAGCUCUGCUCGGCGAGAUGGAGAAAGUGGAGGGAGACGUUUCUAUCCGGGGUUCGGUGGCGUACGUACCUCAGCAGGCCUGGAUACAGAACGCCACGCUGCGUGACAACAUCCUGUUUGGGAAACCCUACAAUGAGCAGAAGUACCGCUGCGUUCUGGAAGCCUGCGCUUUGACCCCUGACCUGGAAGUGCUGCCGGGAGGAGACAUGACGGAGAUAGGAGAGAAGGGCAUCAACCUCUCGGGCGGUCAGAGGCAGAGGGUGAGUUUGGCCCGAGCUCUGUACAGCGACACCGACGUCUACCUGCUGGACGACCCGCUGUCCGCCGUGGACGCCCACGUGGCCAAGCACAUCUUUGACAACCUCAUCGGCCCUGAGGGGGCGCUGAAGGACAAGACACGUAUCCUGGUGACACACGGCAUCACCUUCCUGCCUCAGGUGGACAACAUCAUGGUGAUGGUGGACGGCUACGUGUCAGAGAUGGGCUCCUACCAGCAGCUGCUCAAGCAGAACGGUGACUUCGCCGAGUUCCUCAGGAACUACGCUGUGGAGGACAUCGUGGAGGAGGAGCCGGCCCUCGAGGAGCUGAUUGAAGACGAGGAGUUGUUUCCAGAGGACGCGCUCAGCAACCACAUAGACAUGGUGGACAGUGAGCCGGUCGUCAACGAAGCCAAGAGACAAUUCAUGAGGCAGAUCAGCAUCAUUUCGUCAGACGGAGAAAACCCGCGGUGUCGCUCGAUAAGGAAGCACGGCAGCAGCCAGAGGAAACACUCGGAUCCGUCGGACAAGAAGAAACCAGAGAAGAUGGAGCAACUCAUACAGGCCGAGACAGCAGAGACGGGCAAGGUGAAACUCCAAGUGUACAAGGAGUACGUGAAGGCCGUGGGGCCGCUCCUGUCGGUGCUCAUCUGCUUCCUGUACGGCUGCCAGAGCGCCGCCUCCAUCGGCGCCAACGUCUGGCUCAGCGAGUGGACCAACGACGCCUCGAGAAAUCAGACCGGCGACAAUGUCAACCUGAGGGUGGGCGUGUACGCGGCGCUGGGCCUCGCACAAGGUUUGCUGUUGUUGGUUAACUGCCUGCUGUGCCGGGCUCACAGCAUGCUGAAGGCGGCCGAGCUCACGCACCGCGACUUGCUGCAGGGGGUGCUGCGAGCGCCGCAGGCCUUCUUCGAGGGCACGCCCACUGGGCGGCUCCUCAACCGCUUCAGCAAAGACGUGGACACUAUAGACUCCGCCAUUCCUGAGAAUAUUGACAUAUGGAUGCGCACCUUCUGGUACACGCUGAAUGUGCUGCUCAUAUGCUCUGCCCUCACCCCCAUGUUCCUCGUAGUCGUAGCCCCGUUAAUGCUGUUCUAUUGGUGGGUUCAGAGGUUUUACGUGGCCACGUCGCGGCAGCUAAAGCGCCUGGAGUCGGUCAGCCGCUCGCCCAUAUACUCUCAUUUCUCUGAGACCAUCACGGGCUCCAGUGUGAUCCGAGCCUACGGCAGACACUCUGCCUUUGUCCACAUGAGCGACAUGAAAGUGGACGAGAACCAAAAGAGUCACUAUCCUGGUCUCGUGUCCAACAGGUGGCUCGGCGUGCGGAUCGAGUUCAUCGGGAACUGCAUCGUGCUGUUUUCAGCUCUGUUUGCGGUGACGGGAAAAGAGAAUCUGAACCCCGGCCUUGUGGGUCUGUCGGUGUCCUACGCUCUGCAGGUGACCAUGUCUCUGAACUGGAUGGUGCGAAUGACAUCAGAUCUGGAGACAAACAUCGUGGCAGUGGAGAGAGUGAAAGAGUACUCGGAGACAAAGACGGAGGCUCCCUGGGAGAUUGAGGACAAGAAGCCUCCUCCUGAGUGGCCCAUGAACGGGAACGUGCAGUUCCAGAGCUACAGCGUCCGCUACCGCGAGGGUCUGGACCUGGUCCUGAAGAACCUGUCGCUGAGCGUCAAAGGAGGAGAGAAGGUCGGCAUCGUGGGUCGGACCGGAGCCGGGAAGUCCUCCAUGACUCUGUGUCUGUUCAGGCUGCUGGAAGCUGCUGCAGGAGAGAUCACCAUAGACGAGGUGAAGAUCUCUGAGAUCGGUCUGCACGACCUGAGGUCCAAGCUCACCAUCAUUCCACAGGAGCCGGUUCUCUUCUCCGGGACGCUGAGGAUGAACCUGGAUCCCUUUGACCAGUGCAGUGACGAGGAGGUUUGGCAAGCUGUGGAACAUUCUCACCUCCACAAGUUUGUCAGCAAUCAGCCGUCGAAGCUGGAGAUGGAGUGUGCGGAGGGCGGAGAGAAUCUCAGUGUGGGCCAGAGGCAGCUGGUGUGUUUGGCUCGAGCUCUGCUGAGGAAGACCAGGAUCCUCGUGCUGGACGAAGCCACGGCCGCCAUCGAUCUGGAGACGGACGAUCUCAUCCAGUCCACCAUCAGGACUCAGUUUGAGGACUGCACCGUGUUCACGAUCGCACACAGACUCAACACAAUCAUGGACUACACGAGAGUCCUGGUGUUGGACAAAGGACAGGUGGCGGAGUUCGACACGCCCACAAACCUCCUGUCGCAGAGAGGAAUCUUCUACAACAUGGCUAAAGACGCAGGUCUGGCUCAGUAGAAGCCAUUUUUUUUAUUUCUACUUCGUCCCAAUGUUACGAAGCAGGGUUGAAGGGACCAGACGCUUUUUACUUCCAGACGCGGCAAAACGCUUGCGAGCGAAGAGUUCACGUCUCGCUCGCAGCCGCCGUGUUUCCCCUCGAGCACUUGCUGCUGGUUUUGUUUUAAAUUCUGAAAUCGAGCCUGAACUUCUGCAAACAUUGGAUCAGUUAGCGUUUGUCUAAAAACUACAGCAGGACUUUUUACACAAAUCUCCUGUUUUUCUUUUGUGAUGUAUCGUCCUGUGUGGCAAACACUGUCUUUUUCAAUAGAAAAUAAAAAGAAUUUAUAUAUAUAUGUAUAAAAAAAAGCCAUAAGUGCAAGUACUAGUUGAUCCAAGUCUGCUCUUUAGUGCCUUCUACAGUGGGAUGAACAACGCCAGUGAAUGUAACGUGGUUUUUUAUUUUUUUUCUACAAGCAGAAUAUUGCUGUGCCACUGUACUUUUUUUUCUCAUAUGAAACGUCAAAAAAAACCGACGUGUUUUUGUUGAUAAACCCACUAUUUUUUGUACUGUACCUUUUUUAUUUAAGCUACUUUUUAAAAGACGCUUUUCUUUUGUAUUCUAGGGAAGUUUGUUCUGUCGUGUGUGUGUGUGUGUGUGUGUGUGUUUUUAUGAUUCUUCUGUGAACCAAAUCUAUACGAAAAACUUGAAUUCUGUACCACCAAAAUAUGAAAUAUGAUUAUGCCUUCAUUAAAAAAAAGAAAGAAAGGA